This is a messenger RNA of Clunio marinus, 1914 nucleotides long. NCBI's taxonomy places the organism in Eukaryota, Metazoa, Arthropoda, Insecta, Diptera, Chironomidae. The record is from the annotation of a GenBank genome assembly.
ACUUUCAAGAAAGUUUUUCGAAAUUAUAGAAGAAAAAUAAAUAUUAAUGAAUUGCAAGAGAAUUACACUUCAAAUGUGAAAUUUACUUUAUGAGAAAGAGCCAAGUUUAAAGAGGCGAUAGCUAUUUGAGUCACAUAAGACUCAGCAAUAAUGACAUUUGAAUAUAACAAAAUUUGCAGACUGUGUCUGAACCAUUCAAACACUUACUUAAUGAACAUAUUCAAUACAGAAUAUAGCAUUAUCGAGAAAAUUGCGGACUUAAUGAAUAUAGAGAUAUUUCAGAAUGAUCCCUUUCCAAAAGUUAUCUGUACGGAUUGCUACUCAAAUCUCGUCAUUUUUAACGAGUUCAAGAGUAUUUGUCGUAAUUCUGAUAGUCUUUUAAAGAAAUAUCAGAUAAAUAAAUCGGAAUCAAAUGAAGUCGUCACAACACAAAGCAACAAGGGAAAUGGAAAAUGCAAAUCUAUUCGUAACUCAGAGGAGAUGGCAAAUCGAAUAAAAGAGUGUGCAUUUAAGAAAUCUAUGACAUUCAUUGAAAACAUGAAAAACUUUUACUUUUUGAUAAAUCAGAUUGAAGAUUUGGAGAGUAAUGGAGGGCAAGUCAUAAUAAAGAAUGAAGUUUCAACAGAAUCUUUAAUCCCAUCUGUUGAAAUUAAUAUAAAGAAUGAGAUAAUUUAUCCAAAUGAGGAUAAUCAUCAAGGAAUGAUGGGAUGUGUCAUACAACAGCCUCAACAAGAGUCGAAUUCUCAAGAGCCUAAGAAAAAAAAACGCAAAAAUAAUAAACGAAAAUCGAUAAAUGGUCAGGCAACGAUGGAAAUUGAUGAGACUGGAAAUCUUUUAACGAGACAAAUUGUGACAACACAAGACCAUCAUCAACCGAAUAUUCAAUUAGCACAACAAAAUGACAACGAAAUGGCUUUGAUGUUAACAGUUAAACAUUCCGACAAUCAACAGGAGACGACACAACCGCACACAAUCACUGUCAGUAAUCAACAUCAUACAAUUCAACCAAUUCAAAUUCAUUCAAAUCAUCCCUUGCCGUCAUUAUCAUCAACUGUUCAUCACACACCUCAAGCAUCAGCAACAACAACAUCAUCUCAAAUAUCAAUUCAAAGCACUCCACACACAGUGACCACAAUAAUACCACAAAUACAAUAUUCAUGUUCAGCAUGUAAUGAAAUUUUUGCUAACACCGACACGCUUCGUCAGCAUUUGUUCCAGUCGCAUCAAGUUUUAUUUCCAUUCACGACAUCAUCAACUGAACAUCAAUAUCAGGUGCAAUUACCGGCAGCGAGUAUCACACAAACAUCAUCAGCAUCUCUCCAACCAGUAACACAACAAUAUACUUUUACCCAUCCACACAAGAAGUAUUUUGAAUCGGAAUUUCCAUGUUUGCUUUGUGGCGUUAUAUCAAAGAAUCAAGAUGAUUUAAUCAAGCACAUGAUUCGUCAUACGUCACAAGCUGGAACAUCAAAUCAGCCGUCAACGACAGCAAUUAUCGCCAGAGAACGUGAAAUUGACACUUCAUCAACACCAACUGAUUUAUCUAAUCCAACACAAUAUAAAUGAAAGAAUGUGAUGCCAUUUAAUGGAUGAAUUUUAAAUUCAAACGAAAAAUUUAUGAACUUUCUUCUUGUUGAGACUAAGAUUUAAAUUUUUAUUUUCUUUAUUUCAUUAAUUUUUGAUUCUUCUUUACACUUAAAGUGGGAGAAACAAAAAAAGGAAAGAAAGAGAAAAAUCCCUUAAUAAAUGUCAUAUUUAACUUCUUUAACCGGAUUGUUUAAAGGAAUUUCUAUGAAUUGUAUUUCAUAAACUUGAGAUGAUGGAUUUGUAAAAUAUUUCGAGCUUUCUGGAACUUGUGCUACGAUGACCUUAGGUUGAUCAGGUUUUGUCACGAGCUUCUCCUUGUUUGAUGUC